Messenger RNA from Mycena indigotica, 1326 nucleotides. RefSeq lists its product as uncharacterized. Gene Ontology annotation, cellular component: Ino80 complex. The record is from RefSeq and is a predicted model, not a curated record. The transcript has 10 exons. Lineage: Eukaryota; Fungi; Basidiomycota; Agaricomycetes; Agaricales; Mycenaceae. The coding region runs from base 1 to 1326 and encodes 441 amino acids.
AUGGCUCCAGAACCAUUGCCACCGGUUGGCUACCUCAGCCGGAAAAGUCUGCCGAUAAAACGGAUGGAUGCUGAGCCUCUGACUCGCGAGGACCUCCAAUACGGUAAAUCGCGUGAUGCGUCCAGCCAUGCUUACCAUUUUAUGCGCGCGCUAGACUUCUUAUUCCACGUAUUUGACAACAACCAGAAUGUGUUUCACUCUCCACAGGGCAAGCUGGUUCCAUUUCGACAACUUUAUCUGGACGCAUUAUAUAGCUCCAAUAAAUGCUCCAAGGUCCUCAAGGACAGGAUGACAGAGUCUCCAGCGUUUGGUAUCGAGUUUAGCAAGAUAGCAUUACUCGUGAACGUCGCAAGGAUCAACACAACCAUGGCUUUCUUCCCAGAGAUGAAGACCGCUUUGCGGACAUAUCACCCAGUUCCAUCCCUCCAGAAGACUGAUGGCAACGCGCAAGAUGCUCCUCGAAUAAAGAACUGUCUCAAGGCUGCUCUCUUGCCCUCCGAAUUCAAAUCUGUGCCUCCGUCUACGCCCGACGAAAUAAUUGCCAAACGCGUCGCUGGCCUACGACCUCCGACUAGCGUUGUGAACCUUAUUUUCGUUCUCUACAACCACGCUGCGCCGACCGCAAAUAGACAUUUUGAUGGCACCAUCAACUUUCUGGAUCUGUUCCUUCCGAAGCCCAUGUCCUCUCCCGACCGCGCCAAUGCCUUUUUAUGGCUGAUCUACCACUACCUCGAAGAUUCAGUUGGUCCCAAUCCUUUCGACGAUGCUUACUCUGCCGCCAACAAAGGCAAGGCACCAGCUAUCAAACGACUGACCAAGGAAGAUCAAGCCCUCGAAAACGUGGACACGCCUGAGGAGAAGGAGUUUGGAAAAAAGAUGACAAAUAUUCGUAAUGACUUUCUGACAAAACUGGUCAUGGGCACUAUUGAUGACCACAAGAAGACCAAAGAUAUCCUGCCACAGUAUACCACAACGAUACCCCCGCCCCCCAAACCAGGAGAACCUUACAAAUACUACAUUCCCGACCCAGAGCGUGAAAUGGCGAAGAAGAUUAGCAAAAUGCGAGGAAAGUUCUAUCAUAAAAUCGCCCGCAUAACGCCACCGCCAGGGGAUGAACGCUCAAUGCUGGACCAGGCAUGGCAUGUGGUCAUGAACCAUGAUCCUUUAGAAGACUCUUCUGAGGAGAGCCAAGACGAGGGAACUGCUAUUGACUAUAGUCGGCGCCUGAGUAUCUUGACACAGCUACGAGCACGAUCACCAACACCCGACCUAACUUUGGUUGACGACGAACCACCGCGCUUCCGGCGCGAUAUUGAAUGGGACUAA